GAUCUACGCAGUACACAAACCACUGACAGCACAUACACCUAUUCUGCCGACACGGCCUAUUUCUUAUUCCCCAGUGCCCGUAUGCAAACAUCAAAUACAACACGGACACUCAUUUUUAUAGUAUUUACUCAACAAAUGCACUAAAACUGUCUCCAACAGAAAUCAUGAUGCUCAUGCUUCUAGCCUAAAACAUGUACAUAUAAAGCACACACAGCACCUGAAACAAGAGAAUCAGACACUCUCCUCUCUAAUCUCCACAAUGCAAAUCCUAGCCUUCACCUUCCUCUUCUUCAACAUAAUCCCUCUCUCAACCUCUUGCGUCCCUGAUGAAAUCGGCGCCCUGAGAGAUCUCAAGCUGGGCCUUGAAGACCCCAGCCAGCGGCUGGCCUCUUGGACCGGAGAUGACUGCUGUUCAUGGGCUGGCGUGGGCUGUGACAAUCGAACCGGGCAUGUCAUUAGGCUUGACCUGCACACCCGUACGUCAAAUUAUAGCAUGAAACUCAAUGGUGCAUUCAGUUCAUCGACGAUUUUUCUGGAACACUUACAGUACUUGGAUGUCAGUGGAAAUGACUUCAAGGGUUCUUCAGUUCCUUCGUUUAUUGAUUCCUUUAAGGAGUUGAGCUAUUUGGACCUCUCGAAUGCAGGAUUCUAUGGUACUGUGCCUCCUCAAAUUGGAAACAUUUCAGGUUUGCGACAUAUCGAUAUCUCUGGAAAUUAUUUCUCUGAUGAUGAUAACGGCAAUGCUGGGUUGUUCCAAGCAUUGAGCAGGCUCAGUUCAUUAGAGUUCUUGAAUCUUGUUUAUUGUGGUCUCAGUAUAAUUCCUCAGUCUCUUUCAUCUGAUAAUGUUUUCAGAUCCUUGUCAUUCUUUGAUCUCUCUAUUAACAGAUUCAACUCCUCAAUCCCCAACUGGGUUUUCAAUAUCACUAGCCUUCAACACCUUGAUCUCUCUGGUAAUUUUUUCCAAGGCCCUAUACCUUCAUCAGUCGGAACUUUAAAUUCCCUCAAUUUUCUUGGUAUUUCUGGUAUCUAUAACAUUGUUUCAAUACCCAGUGAAUUGGGAAAUUUGUGCAACUUGAAGAUCUUGGACCUUUCCUACUCACCUCUGAGGACUGAGUUCAUCAAAUUGGAGAGGAUUUUCUCAGGAUGUAUCCGAAACAGUUUGGAGUACUUAGAUUUCCCUCGCUCAGAACUCUCUGGUAUAUUGCCAGAAUGGAUUGGAGAAAUCAAGAAUCUGAAAUCACUUCAGUUGUUCGGUAACUCAAUUUAUGGUUCGGUACCUGAUUCUAUUGGCAGGCUAUCUCAUUUAGAGACAUUGCACAUCGGAAGCAAUUUAUUGAAUGGAACUAUCACCAAAAGUCUUGGGCAAUUAUCUAAUCUUAUGUCGCUAGAUCUUUCUGAAAAUUCUUUACAUGGGGUCCUUUCUGAAGUGCACUUCGGUAAUCUGACACGGUUAGAUUUUCUGGAUUUGUCUUCGAAUUCGUUGAUUAUUGAAAUUGAUUCAGACUGGAUUCCGCCUUUUCAACUUGAAUACUUAUCUCUGGGUCAUUGCAAGAUUGGUCCUAGCUUUCCUUUGUGGCUGAGUAACCAAAACAAUCUUACUUACUUAGAUUUGUCUCAAAUCGACAUUUCUGAUACUAUGCCAGAUUGGUUCUGGAGCUUAACUUCGAAGCUCAACUAUCUGGAUCUUUCGAACAAUCAAAUCAUUGGAAAACUGCCAGACUCUUUGGUGCUCGGUGAUGGCGAUUAUGUGCAAGUUUUUCUAAAUUCAAAUAAAUUCUAUGGUGGUGUUCCACGAGUUCCUCCAAAUGUUGCAAGGUUGAGCUUAUCAAACAAUUCCCUUUCGGGGCAAAUUCCUGAUAGCAUUUCUGACGAAAAGUCUAUACUGGAGUUCACAUCAUUCUCCAAUAAUAAAUUGAUCGGUACAAUACCCUCAUCAAUUUGCAAGCUGCGGAAAUUGCACUAUCUCGAUGUUUCAAGCAAUCAUCUCUCAGGCGAGCUCCCUAAUUGCUGGAACCGAUCAUCAGAAUAUUUACAAGGUUUAGAUUUCUCAAACAACAACUUCACCGGUAAAUUUCCUCACUCAAUUUGCUUAUUGCCAUCGCUUAUAACGUUACAUUUAAGCAACAAUGAACUCACUGGAGAGCUCCAUUCCUCAUUGAAGAGUUGCAUCAACUUGGUAACUCUUGAUCUCAGUUUCAAUCGAUUCAAUGGAGAGAUACCAACCUGGUUAGCAGAAAGCCUCAACAAUCUAAAGAUACUCGGUUUACGGUCUAAUUUGCUCGGUGGCAAUAUACCUCCUCAGUUAUCUAAACUCGCCUACCUUCAGAUUCUCGAUCUAGCACGCAACAAUCUAUCAGGCUCUAUACCACGAAGCUUUGGCAACUUCAGUACCAUGAAGAAUGCCGAAAGCUCACUGGCUCCCGUCUUAACUAGCUUCAUCAAUUUCAAUGAUCAUAUGCAAUUGAGCAUCAAUGGAAUGGACCUUCAAUACGAAGGCUCGCUGUCUCUGUUAAAGACCAUAGAUCUGUCUGAUAACAACUUGUCAGGAAAAAUCCCUGCAGAGUUAGCAGACUUAGUUGGAUUGCAGAGCCUGAACUUAUCGAAAAACCAUCUAACUGGAAGAAUCAUUGAAGAUAUAGGAAACUUACGGCAAUUAAGGUCUCUCGAUUUGUCGAGAAAUGAGCUGUCUGGUGAAAUUCCUCCAAGUUUGGGUGAGCUAACAUUUUUGAGUCAAUUGAACCUGUCAUAUAACGAAUUAUCGGGGAGAAUUCCAUCUGGUAAACAGCUCCGGGCCCUCCCUUAUCCUUCAAUAUAUGUGGGCAACAGAAACCUCUGUGGAUUUCCUUUGCCAGAAUGUGGAAGUGGUGAUUAAACUCUAUCUCCAACGAGCUUGAUUGGUGAAGAUGAAGUAGAUGAAAUUGAGUGGAUUAUUUCAGGUUUUGCUCCAGGUUUUGGAGUGUGUAUUUCAGUAGUCUGUUGGGUGUUAAUUUUUCACAAGAAAAGGAGAGAUGCAUGUUUUAAUAUGUUAGAUAGUGUAUGUAAUAGCCUUCCAUUUGUAACAUCCAGACAAUCUCAUGACAAUAAAAACUCAAUUGAAUUGA
Asparagus officinalis (garden asparagus) is the source of this 3101-nucleotide messenger RNA. Its product is annotated as leucine-rich repeat receptor protein kinase MSP1-like. The record is from RefSeq and is a predicted model, not a curated record. Gene Ontology annotation, molecular function: protein binding. The coding region runs from base 260 to 2872 and encodes 870 amino acids. Lineage: Eukaryota; Viridiplantae; Streptophyta; Magnoliopsida; Asparagales; Asparagaceae. The transcript is spliced from 2 exons.